Daucus carota subsp. sativus is the source of this 1922-nucleotide messenger RNA. Its product is annotated as nuclear pore complex protein NUP50A-like. The transcript has 2 exons. Gene Ontology annotation, biological process: intracellular transport. The record is from RefSeq and is a predicted model, not a curated record. Gene Ontology annotation, molecular function: GTPase activator activity. Gene Ontology annotation, cellular component: cytoplasm; nuclear pore. Bases 230 to 1513 code for a protein of 427 amino acids. NCBI's taxonomy places the organism in Eukaryota, Viridiplantae, Streptophyta, Magnoliopsida, Apiales, Apiaceae.
ACAGCAGCUUGUCAAAACUCAAACGUCUACAAGGGUAUAGAGGUCCACUGAAUAUAUUCGCUUUACGAACGGAACACUCAGAAGGCAAAGCAAAAUCAGCAUCAUUACUACGAGGCCUUAGGGUUUAUAUGUUUGUGCAUUUGUAGUUUUCUACACUUCAGUACUUCACCUAUUUCCAGUUACUUGUUGAGGAGGCAGUCACUUUGUAGAUAUUUUGUUCCACGGCGCGAUGGGAGAUGCAGAUUAUACCCUUCCAUCAUUGAAAAAGAGAAUGGCUGAAAGACAAAUAACUAAAGAGAAUCUUGGUCUAGAUGAUGAUGAAGAUACCUCUGGGCAAGACACUGGAACCUUUAAGAGAGCAAGUGAUGACGUUUUUGCAGGGAUUCGCCUUGUCCCUCCUACUGAUUUAAGUGCUGCUCCAGUUGCGGUUACUUCUGCAGACCAAAGUGUUAAAUCAGUUUCAGACGAUGUAGGGGAAAAGAUUGGUUUAAAUCAGGAAACUGAAAAGAUAAAAGAUGAAAAUGGUAAGAAAUCAGAAAGCAAGGUAGGGGGAGAAGGGACAGAAUUAACUGUUGAAGAUGGGAAAACUAAAGCCGGGGGGAAUGUUGAAGAUGAUAAGAAAGUGCAAAGCAGUGCUGGUGAGAUAGGGACUGAAUCAACUGUAGAAGAUGAGAGAACUGAAACUGAGGGGAAUGUUGAUGAUGAUAAGAAAAUGCAAACCAGUGUCAGUGAGCAAGAGACUGAACCCACGGUGUCCAAAGGGAAAGAUAAUACUCUUACUCCGACGAAACCUGAAUCAACUGGUGGGAAGAAAGAAGAAGUUGAAGAGUCUAAGAAUGAGGCUAAAAAGGAUGCUAAUAAUAACAGGAGUAAGAAUGAAGAAAGAAACAGCUGUGAAGGUGUUCAUGUGCGAAAUGAUGCUGCUUCACCAUUUAGCUCUUUCCAACAGCUUUCAAGUAGCCAAAAUGCUUUUACUGGGGUUGCAGGAAGUGGGUUUUCGAGCUCUACAUUUUCGUUCGGUCCAAUUUCUAAAGAUGGUUCUUCUGUUGAUUCUGGUUUUGGCAUAUCUGCCCUUUUUAGUGGUCUAGGUUCCUCCGUUAUUAACAGGGGUGAGAGCAAUGGAUUCAUGCAAGAGGUUACUGUUGAGACGGGGGAAGAAAAUGAGAAGGCUAUUUUCACCGCUGAUUCAGUGCUCUUUGAGUUUCUUGAUGGAGGGUGGAAGGAGCGAGGGAAGGGAGAAAUCAAAGUCAAUGUUUCCUCGGUCGGGACUGGAAAAGCUAGACUUGUUAUGAGAGCAAAAGGAAAUUAUAGGUUGAUCUUAAAUGCUAGUCUUUAUCCUGGCAUGAAGCUGACAGCUAUGGAGAAGAAGGGAGUAACUUUUGCAUGCAUGAAUAGUAAUGGUGAAGGAAAGAAGGAUGAACUUUCAACAUUUGCUUUGAAGUUUAAGGAUGCUUCUAUAGUUGAAGAGUUCCGAGAGGCGGUCACUGAACAAACAUGUAAGACUACUACUUGACUUAAGACUCCAGAAAAUUCCCUGUAGUGCACCAACUGAUGCGAAGGUGUGCUUAAAUGCAAAAAAAAAAAAAACUUUAAUUUAUUGACCUUGUAUCAUUUGUUAUUUUCUUGAGAAGAGGAAAUGACUAUGAGAGAAUUAUUCUGGACUGGCUAUUUGUAAGCCCUUCUGAAUCCAAUUCGUAGAGCAAAUUUGUUUUGCUGUUGGUUUUAAGGUAGACUUCAAAGAACACAUCAGUAUAAAGUCGGUUUGCAUAAUUUGCUGCCUGGGAGAUGUGAACUGAAGAAAAAUUAAGGUGUCCUAAAAUGUUGUCCAUGCGUAGAUUGAACGUUGGUCUGUUCUAAACAUUAAAAUGUUGCAUGUCAGAUAUAUAAUCGAACCUAUUAAGCUGUUGUAUGCUUUUUCUGCC